UCGAUUGUCGAUCGAUAUAGUGAAAGGUUUUGCUGGAGGGAAGGAAAAAAAAGAUUUGAUUUUGUUAAUGAUGUAAACUUGUAGUUCGUGAUUUGUGGACAUUUGUUAAUAAGAAGUGUAUAAGAAGUGUUUGCCAGUGGAAUCAAAUCAUUAAUGGAAAGUAACACGUGUAAUUGUUGUUUUAUAGCCUUAGAGCUCCAGUUUUAGUUAAAAAGUUAGCAACACGAUAUUAGUUGAAGUUGUCAGGCAGUCACACGUUAGUAAACGUCUAUUUUGUUUGAUUCGCUAUUGUGUUUGAAUCGCGCCUUGCAGGAAGCUUUACUCAGUUGCCGUUGUUGCUUUUGAACGUAAUAAACCUAUAACACUUGAAAGCACCAGAAAAUAAUCUCUAAGACAUACCAAUAUCACCGGAAAGCCUUAGAAAAUAAUCGCUGAACGUAUUGGGAAUUACAGGUACAAUGUGUUAUUAGUUUUACAGUAAAUCACUCAUAAUUACUCGCUGAGUAAUGUCGAGAUUGACCAGUUGUUCACAGAUUUUUUUCAAUGCCUUGCGUGGGCGUGGAAUAUCUCAUGGUGAAACUAGUGGGCUUUACAGCGUUAACUAGAAUAUACGCCAUAGUGAAAGAUUUGCACACCCAGUAACAAUUUUCUGGUAUCAUGUUGGUCAACUGUCACAUAUAUUUUUAAGCAGAGCAUUACAGUUGUUAUAUUAGUUCCUGACACACACCUAUUAUUAAGCUGUGUUUGCAAAAUCUCAAUUGCAUAUCACAUGUGUAUUUACCAUGUUAAGCAGUUUGCCCUCAUCCUCUCUUGUGAUUACAUUUAAUGGGUUAAUUUUUGAUUGCCUCACUUUGCUGACUCAGGUUCCUUUCAAAAGGACAUGGCAGAUCUUCUGAAUCCUUUCCUAUUCGAGCUUAUAUUCUGUCAGUAAUAUGUUCAUCAUUGAUGGGCCAUUAAACUGUAAUCUUUCGUUUUUCCUUCUCUUAGCUGCUGACUGAUUGGACUUUCAAAUGGCUUUUAUGUGUCUGCAGGAAUUUUUGUGCAUAAAAAAUGUGAUGGUGAUUCAAUUAAACAGAUAGCUAGAUUUGUAGCAAAAAUGGUGUGUGGGUAUUAGCUCAAUACUUUUUUUUCCCCCACAUAAACUCCACCAACUCUUUUGCACUUGUCCCAUUUUCUGAUGAAUCUUCUUCUUACCUCUGUGAACAAUUUUUAUCUGUAUCUCAAAACCAAUUUUUGUACUUGUUUCUUUACUUCAUUAUUGCUGUUCAACCUGCUGCCUUGCAAUGCUUCUUCCAUCAGACUAAAUAGAUAAAAAUCCGAAGGAGCAGGUCAGGGCUAUAAGAAGGAUGAGGUAGUGAGGUGAAGUGUUGUCAUGAAAAAGCAACACAUCUUUCUUGUGCCAUUUCUGACAUUCCCUUUCCCCAUAGGCUGGACUUUGUUCUCUGUCAAACAUGAGUAGUCUGGAUUGUCGAUAGUACAUAACUCAACAGAAUCACGGGAAAUCAAACCACAUUCACUUAAAAAGAUGAUUAACAUGACUGUACUGGCCAAUGACUGCAUUUUGAAUUCCGUAUAGUCAGGUGGUUGAAAUGUUAACUGCUAAAGAAAUAGAAUUUGCAAAACAGCUGUUGGCAUACUUGGACACAAAUGACCUAAUAUCUUUGACAAAAACAACAACAAAUGAUGUCAUUGUACCAACUUCAAGAAGUGAUGCAACUGCAGCAAUUUUGCUGCACACAGAGACAAUUGAUGCUCUGCUUAGCAGGAAGAAAUUAACCAAAGAAGUACUGUUUAAAUACUUGCAUGAUAGACAGCAAAGUGUUUCUUUGAGUGAGUCUAAGGAUAAGCUUAGAAAACGCAUUUUGCAACUCUUGGGUAUAAGUAAAAAAAGAACUACAGUGAGGUUUGAAACUGAUAAUUAUAACUGUGAGAACAGAUCUGAUGAUUCUGGAGCUGGUUCUGAUAUCUCAGGCUCGGAAGACUGUGAUGGAAGAGGUGGAGACAGUCAUCACUAUGGUUUGGAGCUUCACAAUUCAAAUCCACUGUCAGACUCUACAGGUGUCCCAAAUAUUGUGCAGGAUAGAGGUACAUCCCAGGACCCCACAGUAACUACUGAUGCAGUGUGCCAUUUGAGUGGAGAUAAUAGAAUAGCUGUUCAGGCAAACUUUCCUAUCACCGAAUUCAGUCAGCAGUUUGUGACCUGGUUCUAUAAACUUCUGAAUGCUGGUGGUGUUGGGGAAGAACACUUUUGGGCAGAUGCAGCAGCAGAAAUGUUGUUAUUGCCAGGAGAGCAGGUCAGCCAAGGUAGUGCAGCCUGUGGUGUUUCCCAGUUGCUUGACUGGGUUAGAAACCAGUUGGGUCUUGCUUUUAAUCCUAAUGUGACAAGUGAAGGUGUCCGUGGUAGGUUUGAUCCACACGGACUUAUAACAAUUGUUGCAUGUGGAACGCUACACACUCCAGAUCGGUGUGUUGGCAUCUUUACUCAGAAAUUUGCUCUCGCAAGAGAUCCUUUCUCAAACAACAACUGGAAAGUGAAGAACACUAAAGGAGUUCUCCAUUGCCCUGGCAAUGCACUGGAUCAGAGUACAUUAGUAAUACCCACACUUGACAGCGCAGCUUCUGACAUAGCAUUACUAGAGCCAUCUUGAACAUAUUGCUGGUCUGAGUGGAACAUUCGUUAUUACUGUUGAGUGUUAUAGCUCAAAUUUGAUCUACCUGAUUAAACAGAGUAACUCUGUCAUUAGAGUUAAGAUCUGUACUUGGACAGGAGGCUGAAUGAUGGGUGUGAAUACAUGUGCUUAUGUGUUUCAGUGUAUUAAUAACUAAUUUAUGAAGCAUAAAGAAGAUAAUACUCCCAGAAUUAGGUUUUCAUUUAUCACUUACACUAAAUUAUUUUUCUAUAAUAAAAAAGGAAUGGUUGUACUUCUUUAAGUAGCCUGUGUAUGAAAAAAUUGUAGAAUAUGUAAAUUAAGAACCAGUAUUGUAUACCUUGUAAAUGAAGCUACAUAUCCAAACCACAUUGGAUAAUUAACACCGAGUCACUUGUGAUGUUUUAUCAGUAACCGUUAUAACCUAAUCACAAUUGUAAUACACCUGCAAUAACAAAACCUCUGGUGAUAAGAGUUUUCAGUUUCCUUCUGCCACUCAUCACGACAUUAUUUCCCUCCCAUUUCCACACUUCUGUGAAUCUACACCAUCCAAACACAAAGUUUAUGCAUCUAUUUCUGCUCCUUUCUCAAAACACUUACGGAGUGGAGUGAUGCAGAGGUUUGUACACCUUACUCUCAUACAGGAGGAUGACAACUGGAAUCCCUAUCCAGCCCUCCAGAUUGAGGUUUUCCGUGAUUUCUCUAAAUCACUCUAGGCAAAUACUGGGAUGAUUCCUUUGGGGGAAACACACAUCUGAUUUCCUUCCCGCAACCUUUUGUUGUUUGAGCAUCUGCUACAUCUCUUAUGACUAUACUAUCAAUGGGACAUUGGAUGCUAAUCUUCCUUCUUUUGCAAAAUACUUUUACUGUGCAGCAACAAUAUACUCCAUAUUAUCUCUAAAAUUGAUACAAUUGCAGUGGAAGAGCUGUAACCACUCCCAGUACCAUCUGAGGAGGAAGCUUUCCAAACUACUGACUUCCUAUGCCCACCAGAUAAGACUAUUGCCCAUCAAAGAGCCCAUCACUUUCGUCCAACCUGUCCAUCAGUGCCACAUAGCUGAUAUACUCCAAUAGUUGCACAUCCUUUAAAAACACUACUCCCAAAUACUCUGCAGAUUCCUCAACCUGUCUUCCAAAAACAUGACUUUGGAAGUAAAAGGCCUUCCAAAAUGUCUCACCUUCAAUCCCAAACAUAGGUCCAACUGCACUAGACUUGUCAAAGAGCUAGUUACAUUCAAGGUAAGCAUUUUUUCGCCACCCAGCCUGCUGACAACAGCCAGAUUGCCGAUCUCUUAUCUGGUCAAUCGGUUUGAAUGGAAAUGUUCAAGAUUGUCGUAUUUGAAUCCUAUAUAGGGAUUGUGCAAUAUCAUGACAUUAUUGCUGCACCCAUAUCUUACUGUUGUUUGUGUCUUCUAAAAAUAUAUGCCUUAUUUCAUUACUCAUUUAAAUAAUUGCUCAUAGGUCUAAUGCUAGGCUUGUAACAUCAUUACUUAGUGAUGGAAAGCCCAUGAUGGGAAAAGUUAACAAAAAUAAGAAAAUGUAACUUCUUUCCUACAGACAAAUGAUGUAUGGCAUAUGCAACAGAUUACAGUAUACCUUUUUUUCCAGUGUAAGUGCAUAGACUAUCCCACGUAUAGUCAGCUGAACACAUACGUCAACACCAACAGCAAUUCAACUCGGUGGUAAUGAUAUAGCAACUUUGGAAUGAUAGUGGAAAAAGUUGAUAUCUACGAGGGUGCUUUGAAAAGUUCUCCGAAUCACCACAAUAAGUCAGCACUAGUGCAACAAGUUGUUCAUGUGAUAUUCAUUGGACCGUUGCCUGUAAACAUAUGCCCCGUCAGCGUCCUUGGAAGGGAGCUGUGGUGGUGACAUGGCUCUGUUGUUCUCACAUAGUGAUUUGCGAAGGUGGAAAACAUCGAGAUUUGAGCACUCCUAAAGAAAAGUAUGAAAGCAAAGGACAUUGAUGCCGAUUCCCAAAAUACACUGGGAGGGGGGGGGGGGGGGGGGGGGGGGUUCUGCUACUUCAUACUCAACUGUUGCCAAGUGGACAAAUGAAUUUAAAUUUGGUUGGGAGAACUUAUUUAUUUUAUUUAUUUCAUUAACAGUACAGAGUAACCCACCACCUUGAAAUGUAAGGUGGGUAAGAUGCUUAAGAAUCUGAUAGUAAAGACUUCUCAUUGUUACAUUCUUAUUGGUAUCCAGUUGUUAAUGCUUUUUAAAAAAAAUAUAAUAUAAAGAAUAUAAUAUAUAGAGAUUUCUCUGAGGUUACAUCGAAUUGAAUGCUUAACAAUUGUUAAAAUGGUUCCAUAUAAUUUGUUACUACUUAGUUGAUGAGAAUAUAAUUUAUAUAAUGCAAAUAUCAAAGAAAAAGAAAAAAAGAAAAUGUAACACAAUGAUCGUGGUUAAGAAUAAUUUGUAGUAUAUAGAGGGAAGUGAUAUGCUGUAUUUGGAUGAGUAAUACAGUAUAAGUAGCAUGUUGGUUAAUAAUGGCCUAUUUCUACCUAUUUUAGAUGAGAAGAUCUUGGUACAACCUCGAGGUAUUCUAAUCUAAAAUGGUUUGUGCUAAUUAAUGUUUACACAGAUUAUGCAGAUUAAAUGCUGACUGAGCACUUCAUACAUGGAUUACAUGCAUUUUAGCUUCA
Messenger RNA from Schistocerca gregaria, 5290 nucleotides. RefSeq lists its product as uncharacterized. The coding region runs from base 1590 to 2648 and encodes 352 amino acids. The transcript has 5 exons. The record is from RefSeq and is a predicted model, not a curated record. NCBI's taxonomy places the organism in Eukaryota, Metazoa, Arthropoda, Insecta, Orthoptera, Acrididae.